Messenger RNA from Coffea eugenioides, 2422 nucleotides. RefSeq names its product cation/H(+) antiporter 15-like. The record is from RefSeq and is a predicted model, not a curated record. The transcript is spliced from 3 exons. Gene Ontology annotation, biological process: proton transmembrane transport; regulation of pH. Lineage: Eukaryota; Viridiplantae; Streptophyta; Magnoliopsida; Gentianales; Rubiaceae. Bases 1 to 2352 code for a protein of 783 amino acids. Gene Ontology annotation, cellular component: membrane; endomembrane system. Gene Ontology annotation, molecular function: antiporter activity.
AUGCAGGUCGGACAGUCGAUCCCGCAUGGGGAACUGCCUAGGGAAACUGAUGGCCAACAACAUGAGUGCGUUCUCAAUGAACCGAUUCAUUAUCCAGGAAUAUGGACUCCAGAGGGAGCCCAUGAUUUUCUACAUCAUGCUUUGCCUCGUCUUGAAUUUCAAUUAUCUGCUAUUUUCCUGAUCACUCAGUUUCUCCAUUUUCUGUUCAGGCCCUUCAAAUUUCAAAGACUAGUCUCCGAAAUCCUGGCUGGUGUGAUUCUUGGACCAAGUUGCAUGGGAAAGAUCUCAAAGUUUUCAGAAAUUGUCUUCCCUGCAGAAGAUGAAAUGUUCCUUGACAUCUUGUCGAAAGUUGGCUAUGUCUUUUUCAUGUUUCUUGCUGGAGUACACAUGGACAUUAGCACGAUCACAAGAAGUGGGAAAAAGGCAUGGACAAUAGGACUAGUAUCGGUUGCAAUCACAAUGAUUGUGGUCACUGGCUUCAAUUCAGCACUUUAUAAGAUUCUGCACCAAUAUCAUGUGCCAGCGGCUAAAGCUAUUGUUGGAAUACAAACUUUGACUCCCUUUGCUGUUGUUGCUUCUCUCCUCAUUGACCUAAAAAUUAUUAACAGCGAGAUUGGCCGCCUUGCUUUGGCUUGCACGUUGAUUAGUGAUUUGAUAACUUCUCCUUUCACAGCAUGGAUGAGAUUUGCAUAUGCAGAUAUGGAUAAAUUCAUGAGUGCAAAAACUACAAUAAUAAGUAUUAUUAUCAUCUUAGCUGCUAUUCUGGUCUUGCGACCACUAUUUAUGUGGAUAAUUAAGCAAACACCUGAAGGACAGGCAGUUAGGGGGUUUUACAUUGUUCUGGUAUCACUAAGUGUCCUGUUGUCUGCUGUUGUCAGUGAUUCUAUUGGACUCCAGUAUCAUUUUGGUCCUUUCAUAGUUGGCUUGACAGUUCCAUCUGGGCCACCUUUAGGUUCAACACUGGCGGAGAAGCUGGAGACACUAAUAUCAGGGCUAUUUGCCCCAUUAAUAAUCAGUACCUGUGGACUAAAGUUUGAUAUACUCAAGGUAUAUGAUGCUGGAUUUCUGCGGAUUGUAUGGAUCAUUAUCUUUGUUUUUUCUGUUGUAAAAUUCAUAUCAGUCAUAUUGCCGGCAUUGAUGUGCAAAUUGCCAAUGAGAGAUGCUACAGUUCUUUCUGCCAUCAUGAGUUCACAAGGGAUCGUUGAACUGGCUUUAUGUCAGAACUAUUUCAUGAAUCAGACAAUAGACCGGGAGACUUUUGCCUCAGUAACUAGUUCAGUUCUGCUUGUGGAUAUAGUAACAUCUCUCACAAUCAGAUUGUUGUAUGACGACUCAAGAAAAUAUACUGGAUAUCAGAAGAGAGACAUUCAGCACUUGGCUUCCAAUUCAGAAUUUCGCAUACUUCUUUGCACCCAUCGGCAAGAUGAUGCACUGGCUGCAAUAAAGCUCCUACAUAUGUCUAAUCCUACCAGGGGAAGUCCAAUUGGCGUCUGUGCACUACAUCUGGAGAAGCUUGUAGGCAAAGCUGCACCAGUUCUAAUUAACCAUGAACUGGGCCAAAAGUCUUCUUCAGUGGGCUUUCGUUCGACUAAAGUAAUUGACAUAUUUCGUUUCCAAGGGGAUCUUCACCCAGGAUUCAUCAGCGUGCAAUGCUUCACGUCUGUGUCACUACCUCAAUUCAUGCAAGAGGACAUUUGUUCCCUUGCAUUUGACAAAGUGACAUCCAUCUUGAUUCUCCCAUUUCACAGGAAAUGGAACCAUCAGGGAAGGCUCAUACAUGACAGCAAGGUCACAAGGACGAUAAACUGCUCUGUGCUGGACAUGGCACCUUGUUCUGUCGGCAUUCUCAUUGAUCGCAAGAAAAUGAGCAAUCCAUCAUGUGUUCCAUCAGUACUGCACCGUGUCGCUGUGCUUUUCUUGGGAGGCAAUGAUGAUCGCGAGGCACUGGCCUAUGGCCUUCGCAUGGCAAAAUCUCCAGGAGUUCACCUGUCUGUCGUUAGGCUUAUAUCACGAGAAGAUGUAGUAGAGGACGAGUGGGAGAAGGUUCUUGACGCAGAAAGCUUGAGGGAGUUUAAGCUCCGUUUUUCACGCCAGGAUAAUGUUGCAUUUAAGGAGGAGAUGGUGAAUGAUGAAUCUGACACUGCUUUGCUAGUUCAUCAGGUGGCGGAAGUUUUUGAUUUGAUCAUGGUAGGCCGGCGUCAUAGAGAGGACUCACCCUUGUUGUCAGGACUAAUAAGGUGGACUGAAUUGCCAGAGCUCGGUCCUCUAGGGGACAUGCUUGCUGCUGCAGAUUUCCAAAAGCCUGUUUCAGUCUUGGUGGUGCAACAACAAAUGAACAAAAUCAAAGGUUGAUAUCACGGAUGGAACCAAUGUUUACAAAGAAAAAUAGAAUGCAAAAACUAAUAUAUAGCGCUUGUUUCUU